CUGAAUUCAGGAGAAUCCAAGAAUGGAUUAAGGAAGGUACUACUGGACAGUUAAUGAAUUAUUGGAUUUAUUAUUAAUGUGUUCUGACAGUUUAUUUAACCUACAGUAUUCGUUAUUGUGAAUUUAGUAAGACUAAGAAUUAGUUACAUUCAGAUAUUAUCGCUUCUCGGCCUUUUGGCUAAGAUCAAGUGCAGAUAUUACUCAAUGUUUUUGAGGAUAAUAAGGGGCUGAGCUGAGUGUUGGGGGGCACAGUUUGUUCUUGAUCCUGAAACACAUAAAGCAAAUGAUGAUUUUCAGGUUCCAUUCUUAGAGAGCCUUUUAUCUUACUCACUUGUAGCCAGUCUGAAUUCGGUUAAUGUCCAUGAAUGAGAAUAGCUAUAGGUAGAUCCAUUUACAGUCUCCUUUGGGUUCCUUGUGUUUUUUUCUUAGUUUAAGCAAGCCCCCUGGCCUUGUUGUUAACUGACAUUUUUGGCAAUGGUGACUUUUCUUGAGAAAUAUAGUCUUGAGAAACUCCUAAAACAUGCAGAUUACAAACACUGGGUGUAUCUCUUACCAAUAAUGACUAUAAUAAAUUAGGAAUUUUAUUUUAUUUAAGAAUUUUUUUUUUAUGUUUGUUUUUGAGAGAGACAGAGAGCACGAGUGGGGAAGGGACAGAGAGAGACACACAGAAUCUGAAGCAAGGUCCACACUCUGAGCUGUCAGCACAGAGCCCAAUGGGGGGCUCGAACUCAUGAACUGUGAGAUUAUGACCUAAGCCGAAGUCAGACACUUAACCCACUGAGCCACCCAGGCGCCCCCGAAAUUUUAUUUUAAACCCAGAAUAAUUAUGGUUAAUAUUAUAUACACAAAAGUGUGUUUAUCUGCAUGUUUUUCCUGUUAAUGGACAUGAGGCCAGAUUUACCAACUGAAAGUGCCUAAAAUUGCAGAAUGUGUCAUGAAUGUGGGGGACCUGGAAUGGCAGGCAUGUAAAUAUGUUUAUUUCACAGUGUGUGAGCACCUUCUAAGUGACAGGAAGAGGGAAGGCAGCAUUUGUUGAGGGUCUUUUCUGUGCUAGUUUAAAAAUACAUAUUUAAUCCCCAUAAUAGGAUUAAAAGCUUGGCAUUUUAUUUAGUUUAGCAAAUAAAAGUAUGGGCUCCAACCCCAAUUGGUUGUGUUGGCUGCCUUGAUGGUGAUGAUAUUGAUGGAGAAAAAAACCUAGAGAUGAAUGGGAGCUUCCUUAGGAAGGAAGCGGUGUGGCUCUGACCCCGGAGUCCGCCUUUUUCCUUCAUACCGAGCUGCCUCCCAGCUAUUAACACGGUGCAGUUAAGAAAAGAACGCCAACAUUUACAGAGUGUGAACUGGAAGUAUAUUUUGGUCCUUUUCAGUAAUUGUCAUUUCACCUUAGGACACUGGGUUGCAACAUUUUUUCGGUGCACCUGAGGGACUCACUGAGACAGUGGCAAACAAAUAACAAAUAUUUGUUGCGUGAACGUGAAUAGAUGUUAGAUAAAAUGGACAGCCCAGAAAAUAGCCUCCAUUGUGCUCAGUACAUACCCCAUCUCAGCUUCCCAGCCUGUUGCGUUACUUAAGGUCUGAACGGGAUGAAAUGCGGUUUACUAGCGAGCUGGGCCUGGCUUUAUACAGGUGAGCCCCCCUCGGGAAGUGGGGUCCGGGGCGGGGUGGGGGGCGGCGUGGAGGGCAUUCGUCUGCGAUGCUCUCCAAAUGGAACACAAGCCUAAAGGGGAAACUGCUUGUGCGGGAAGUCACGACUUUGAAAUGCCUCCCCUUUGUGUCCAGGAGAAGCCCUGUGGGAGGCUAUGUUCCUCUAACCAAAGGAGAAGGGACCGUGCUGAGGAUGUCGGCCCUCAACUGGAAGCCCUUCGUGUACGGCGGGCUGGCCUCCAUCACGGCCGAAUGCGGUACUUUUCCAAUUGAUUUAACCAAGACACGGCUCCAGAUUCAAGGCCAGACAAAUGACGCAAACUUUAGAGAAAUCCGGUAUCGAGGAAUGUUGCACGCCUUAGUGCGGAUAGGCAGAGAAGAAGGGCUGAGAGCCCUGUAUUCAGGGAUUGCCCCUGCGAUGUUACGCCAGGCUUCCUAUGGCACCAUCAAGAUAGGCACUUACCAGAGCUUGAAGCGACUGUUUGUUGAACACCCAGAAGAUGAAACUCUACUGAUAAAUGUGGUGUGUGGAAUUCUCUCUGGAGUCAUAUCCUCAACCAUCGCUAAUCCAACGGAUGUUUUGAAAAUACGGAUGCAAGCCCAGAGCAGCACCAUUCAAGGGGGAAUGAUAGGCAACUUCAUUAACAUUUACCAGCAGGAGGGAGCGAGAGGAUUGUGGAAGGGCGUGUCCCUUACCGCGCAGAGGGCUGCUAUCGUCGUCGGUGUGGAGCUCCCGGUCUAUGACCUCGCCAAGAAGCACCUGAUUUUCUCGGGCCUGAUGGGAGACACUGUGUAUACCCACCUCCUCUCAAGCUUCACCUGUGGUCUGGCCGGGGCCCUGGCCUCAAACCCUGUGGAUGUUGUGAGAACACGUAUGAUGAAUCAGAGAGUCCUUCGAGACGGCAGGUGCUCGGGCUACACUGGUACCCUGGACUGCUUGUUCCAGACAUGGAAGAAUGAAGGGUUUUUUGCUCUGUAUAAAGGGUUUUGGCCGAAUUGGUUGAGACUUGGUCCUUGGAAUAUCAUUGUAUCCUUUUCUGUCGCAGUACGUCUGGAAAAAAAGGUGCAGCGAAAGGAAUAUUGUUUGUAUAAACUGUCAUGUUAUUAAUGAUAAUUUAGAAGUGGGUUCGUAUUCUUUUGAGCUCCUCCGAUUCUAAGAAAUAACUAUUUGCUUUCUGUCUUAGAAGGUAUAAAGUCUCUGUGCUGGGCCAAGUGAAUCUUGGUAUAGUGAUAGUGUUAUUGAAAGGUAAUGGUAUCAAUACAAACUUCUAUUCAGUCUGUUUUAGAAGCUGGGAAUAUUUACGAUUACAGAGAGAGAGAGAGACAAGGAUUUUCUAUCCUUAGCCACCAUUGGGAAGGAUGCGGUCUGACAGCACUGUUGUAGAAUGCUUAUUUUAGAGAGCACCUGAGGUUAAACAGGAAUUAGCUCCUGAAUUAUUGGGCUGAUAAGCAGUGUUUCCUGUAUGCCAAAGUGGGAGACAGGAAAGAAGUAGCCGUUCAUUAGACACGAAAAGGCAGAAUUACAUAGAAGGGAAUGUGGUUUUCACCAUCUCUGUUUCUCUUUAUCUGCCCCUCCCUGCUGAAGGCCUGCCUAGUGGUGACCCUCGAGAGGGCGUCCCAGGGCUUGCUGUCUUUCACUUUCACAUAGAAUUUUACUGUUUGGGCAAGUCUGCGCACAGCAGUCACCAAAGCUGGUCAGCGUGGACGUGAUCUUCCAAGAGGCUCUUGGAACAGACGCUAGGGCGCUGAUGUUAUCUAAGCUGUGAUUGUUCUGUUCCAGGCUGGCCUUGGGAAGGCUAAUGGGAAGACCUUUGGGGGCGGAUAAGGAUCCCGGGUGUUUAAUCAUGUGCAUGGCCUGUGGUCUUCCCGGACAUACUUGUUAGAUGUACUGUGAGUCCGUUUUUAUGUGUCAGUGUUGUUCAGAUGGCAUUUUCGUUGUCAGCCUCAACCAAUAACUGCAGUUUUUUGUGACCUAUGAGCAGUUGAAGAAAUUGGAUUUGUGACAAGUCCAGGCUGCACGAGACAGCGCUCUGAAAACGCCUGCUUGCGAAACAAUCAAGCUUCCUGUGUUUCACGCUGCUUCUCACUGCUUGGCUCGUCACAGAUUCUGAAGCAUGCGUGAGCAACAGCCGAAGACGGGGUUAGUGCACAUUGCUGUGUGUUGGCAAUGGAUGCUCUGCAUCAAAUGUUUAAUGCCACAAACUGACAUGCAAACACUGGUCCUUACCAUGGAAGUGCCCUUAGACAUCAAAGACGGCAUGCAAAGUGCGCGUUUCUUGCUCAAGAAAACUUGCAAGAAGAUCAGGAACUGUGAAUUGUUUUCUCCAGGGGACGGUAGCACCUGUUGCCCUCUAGCGAACAGCUGAGAAUAGCAGAGUGCUCUAGGGAAGCUCGCAGGAACCACGGAAUGGAGCCUCCAAGAGGGUAUUACUGUUCCUGAACUUCUGGGGACGUUUGCUUCUUGUCGGCUGAAGACAUUUCACGCGUGGAGACCUGGCCCUUUCAACUCCAGGUGUAAACAGUGCAGGAAAUAGAUCUCUGGAAUAUUGCACUGCUUUAUAAUUUCCUAUUUUGGCAGGAUCUUUCACUUACAAUAAGUGAUUUUAAGCCUUUGAAGGCUUGACCUUUGUGAGGAAUUGUUACAAAGUAUUAAUAUCUAAACCCAUGAUGGUGAGAUACCUUGGCUUUGAGACUGGCAAGGUUGCUGUUGACGGGAGGGAUUUUUAGCUGCGUGGGUUUGGUCUCAGGUAAUGUUGGUAAUUUGCUCUGAUUUUUAGCCCAGUUUUAUUAUUUCUCAGUCUGUAAAAUGGAGAUAUGACAUCUACUGAUGUUGAGGCUCAAAUGAAGAAAAUAAUAGCGGCUAUCACUUGACUUGAGGGUCAGUGUGUUUACAUCAGUCACGCUGUCAUCUGGCUGGAAUCCCAGCAUCCACAGUUGGGUGCAAAGAAGAGAGUCGUUCUCACUGGAACCCCCAACAAAGCCUGUUGUUAGAGUCCUUGUGAAAAGAAAGAGCACAGUGUAAGUUACAGUUUUAUUACUUUUUCCUUAGCAAGAUGUUGCGAGUGAAUUGAAGAAUUGAUUUUUCCGGAUUUCCCAGAUUUUCCUUCAGUUCAGGUGAUCGUCUGUUCAAAUACUUCCUGUCUUGGGCUUCCUGAUUGGUUUGGAUGGAAAACACUUGCUUGACAUUAAAAAAAAACUCUUUAGUACCGCACCUGUUUUCUGGUUUCUGAAAGAGGUCCAUAGUGUCUUCCUUUCUUUUUCUAAAGACAACAAAAAUCAUUCUCCCUUCUCUUUCUCUCCUUCAUCUUGUUCCUUUGAAAAUAAAAAGUGACUCCGAGAGCCCUAAGACCUUUAUACACUUCUCGCGGGCUGCCCCAGGGCAGGGAACAUAUUUACUUGGGUACCUUCAGUUCUAGCCUUUGAGAACAUUAAAUACACACUAACUGGGGCUCCGGGGCAGACCCUCCUGCGGGGGCGUGUGCUCAGCAGGUGCCUGGUGUGUCCGGCCACCUCCCUUGAAGCAGAAAAGAAGGAACCCCGGUUUUUCUUAUGGACUGCGCAGUUUUGCUGCCAGUCCCUUCCACUUUGCCUUCUUUAUUAAUGUUUACUUGGAGAAACAUUUUGUGAGGCAGAAUUGCAGUUCCAAACCAGAGACAAAGUCGUUAAAAAGAGAGAGGAAGAGGUGGUGGCGUGGCAUGUAGGGGCUAACGGGUUAAAGACGUAGCUGAAAGUCCGGCUCCCCUGGCCCAAUCUGGAUGGGACUCUGCAGAGCUGAGCUCACUUGGCUCCCACUCCUGGUACUGAACCGUAUCUUUAGACGGAGAUUUUCUUCCUCUUACCAAGACAUUCCAUUGAUGUGGUAAGGGCUUUCUCUGGAAAGGCUUUCACUUUUGAGUUCUGUGAGUUUAAAGGAUUACUUUUUAAGAGUCACUUUUUUUUUUUUUUUUUUAACGAAGAAAACAUAUAUUUUUAAGUGUACAUAUAAUUUCUAAAACAGUAGAAGCAAAUCCUUUUGAAGACCGGAAAGAGUCAACGUCCUGCAACAUUCAUUAUGUCAGUUUAUUCAAAUUAUGCAUAUGUUCAUACCAGGAUAAGAAGAAACUCAAACCUCACCAUAACACCUGAGCACGUUUUUGAGACAAAAAUAGAGUAUUUCUCCAGUGUAGCUUUAUUAAACACAUUAUACAGAACAGGAUCUUAACCUGUUUUGGUUUUUCUGUUUCUUGAAAGAGUUCAUGCAGUUGCCACGCUCCUAACCAGGAAAGAACUUAGGGACUUGGAGACUCGGUUCCCUUAUUUUCAGGGGUGUGGCUACAAGUCCCCCGACCUCCUUGGAUAUUGCUUAAAUGUGGCAAAAGGAUUUUUAGCUUUUAUAACUAAAAUGAAGAUAACGGAUUUUUUUUGUUUGCUUGUGGAUUUGUGUAAUCAUUGAUGCUAAAUGUUGCUGAUCUGUGAUCUAAAAAUGGCCCCUGUUCAUAUUUAUUCAUGAGCUAGAAAUAGUAUGUAUUAUAUAAAAACUAUACAUUUUCAUAAGCCUUUAUAUUUCAGGCUCUUUAUUUAAACAUUGUUGGAAUAUGUGGCGUAAACCUUGUUUCAUUAUUUAAUAAACUGGACUAAUACAUAAUAA
Panthera uncia (snow leopard) is the source of this 6268-nucleotide messenger RNA. It is a transcript of the gene SLC25A30, whose product is annotated as solute carrier family 25 member 30. The transcript has 8 exons. Lineage: Eukaryota; Metazoa; Chordata; Mammalia; Carnivora; Felidae. The coding region runs from base 1691 to 2749 and encodes 352 amino acids. Gene Ontology annotation, cellular component: mitochondrial membrane. Gene Ontology annotation, biological process: mitochondrial transport. The record is from RefSeq and is a predicted model, not a curated record.